GCUGAGUCAACUUCUCUGAUCCAGACGUCACCAUGCCGUACAAAGGUGAGUGUGGCGACGAUGAGGACCCCAUGCCAUUCCUGAAGCCCACGGAUUCGGAGAAGCUGGAGUUCCAAGCCCGUCCCUUUGACAUCAAGAAAAACUGUUGGGUCAAAGAUGAGAAGGAGGGCUUCAUGCAGGCGCUGAUCCAGGAUGAUCACGGAGACAACACCGUGUCCGUCAAGUUUACCGUCAAUAAUGAGAUCGCCAAGGUGAAGAAGGACAUCGUGCAGGAGAUGAACCCUCCCAAGUUUGAGCAGAUAGAAGACAUGGCCAACCUCACCUUCCUCAACGAAGCCAGCGUUCUCAACAACCUCAAGGAGAGAUACGUCAAAAUGCGCAUCUACACCUACUCUGGGCUCUUCUGCGUCACCAUCAACCCGUACAAGUGGCUGCCCAUAUACGGGAGCAGAGUUGCCAAGAUGUACCGUGGCAAGAAGCGCAACGAGGUGCCACCUCACCUCUUCUCCAUCUCCGACAAUGCCUACAGCGACAUGCUGAUAAAUAAAGCCAACCAGUCUAUGCUGAUUACCGGGGAAUCCGGUGCCGGCAAGACUGAGAACACUAAAAAGGUCAUCCAGUACUUUGCCAACAUUGGAGGAGGCAACAAACAGAUCGACCAGAGCAAGGGCUCCCUGGAGGAUCAAAUCAUCCAGGCCAACCCUGUGCUGGAGGCCUUUGGCAACGCCAAGACCACAAGAAACAACAACUCAUCCCGAUUUGGAAAAUUCAUAAGAAUCCAUUUCGCCGUGUCUGGAAAACUUUCCGGAGCGGAUAUUGAAACAUAUCUGCUGGAAAAGUCUCGGGUAAUCUCCCAGCAGCCUGCAGAACGAGGCUAUCACAUCUUCUAUCAACUCCUCUCGGGGAAAGUACCCAACCUCCUGGAGGAAGUCGGUCUGGUCAAUAACCCGAAGGAGUAUGCCUCCAUCUCCCAGGGCGUCACCUCUGUUGAAAACAUGGACGACGCCGAAGAAAUGAUGCUUACCGACGAAGCCUUUGAUGUGUUGGGCUUCACUCCGGAAGAAAAGAUGAGUCUGUACAAAUUGACGGGCGGGAUCAUGCACUUCGGCAACAUGAAGUUUCGGCAGAAGCCCCGAGAGGAGCAGGCGGAGGUCGAUGGCACAGAAGUGGCGGACCGAGUGGCUUGCCUGGCAGGGAUUGACUCAAGCGAGCUGCAAAAGGGCAUCACGCGGCCCAAAGUCAAGGUUGGAAAUGAAUACGUGCAGAAGAGCCAAAACAUGGAUCAGUGCGUGUCCUCGAUCGGUGCCUUGGCCAAAGCCAUCUACGACAGAAUGUUCAAGUGGCUGGUGGCUCGCGUCAACAAAACCCUUGACACAACCAAGCCGCGGCAAUACUUCAUCGGCGUGCUGGACAUCGCUGGCUUUGAGAUCUUUGAGUUCAACAGCUUCGAGCAGCUGUGCAUCAACUUCACCAACGAGAAGCUGCAGCAGUUCUUCAACCACCACAUGUUCGUGCUGGAGCAGGAGGAGUACAAGAAGGAGGGCAUCGACUGGGUCUUCAUCGACUUCGGCCUCGAUCUCGCUGCCUGCAUUGACCUCCUGGAGAAGCCGAUGGGCAUCUUCUCCAUCCUGGAGGAGCAGUGCGUCUUCCCCAAGGCCACGGACGCCAGCUUCAAGGCGGCCAUGUACGACAACCACCUGGGCAAGUCUGCGCCAUUCCAGAAGCCCAAGGCGGGCAAGAAGGCUGGGCAAGAGGCCACCUUCGAACUCCUGCACUACGCCGGCACGGUGGGCUACAACACGCAGGGGUGGCUUGAGAAGAACAAGGACCCGCUGAAUGAGACGGUGGUGAGCCUCUUCCAGAACUCCAGCAUGCCCCUUCUGUCAGUACUCUUCAAGGAGGAAGAGGCAGCAGCCGGCGCCAAGCAAAAGCAGAAGAAAGGAUCGGCCUUCCAGACCGUAUCAGUGUUUUAUAGAGAGCAGCUGAACAAGCUCAUGGCGACUCUUCACAGCACCUCUCCUCACUUUGUCCGCUGCAUAGUCCCCAAUGAGUUCAAGAAAUCAGGCAUGGUGGACGCUCACCUCAUCCUGCACCAGCUGGCCUGCAACGGCGUGCUGGAGGGCAUCCGUAUCUGUCGCAAAGGCUUCCCCAACAGAACUCUGUACCCCGAGUUUGUGCAGCGUUACUCAAUCAUUAACCCAGUUGCUGGAAAGACGGAGACUGAUCCUAAGGCCAUCACAGAGAAGGUUUUGAAAUCCACAUAUCUCGUGGAGGAUGAGUAUAGGAUUGGCUUCACAAAGGUGUUUUUCCGGGCCGGCGUUCUCGGCAAACUGGAAGACAUCCGCGACGACUGCAUCUGCCGCUUCAUCACCAAGCUGCAGGCCUCUUGCCGCGGCAAAGUUUUCCGCCGUGACUUCCAGAAGGUCCUGGACAAGAGGGACGCCAUGGUGAUUAUUCAGUCCAACGUUCGAAGCUUCCUUCAGCUGCGUCACUGGCCCUGGUUCCGACUCUACACAAAGGUGAGGCCGAUGUGCAUCCAGUUGAAGGAGGAAGAAGACCGCAAGAAGAAGGAGGAGGAGAUGAAGAGGGCCCUGCAGGAGGCCGAGAAGAUGGUGGAGGACCUCAAGGAGCUCACAGAGAGGGUGGCCACGUUGGAGACCGAACGCAAUGCCCUGCAGGAGCAGCUUGACGCUGAGCGCGGAAAGAAGGGGGAUGCCCAGGGCCGGGUGACCUCCCUGGACCGGCAGCGCAAGGAGCUGGAGGUCAGAGUGGCCGAGCUCAACGCGCGCCUCGAGGGCGAGGAGAGGACGACGGCCGAGCUGACCGGCAGGCGCCGCCGGCUCGAGAACGACGUGCAGGACCUCAAGAUCGAGGUGGAGAGUCUGGAGGGCUCUGUGGCCAAACUUGAGAAGGAGAAGAAGGCUCUGGAGAACAAGGUUCGCACGCAGACCGAGGAGCUGAACCUGAAAGACGAGGCGAUUGUGAAGCUCCAAAAGGAGAAGAAACAGCUAGAGGAGGCCAAUCAGGCUACACUUGAUGACUUGCAGAUUGAGCAGGACAAGUUAACAAAAUUAAACCGAUCCAACAACAAGAAUCAGAAUAAGAUUGCCGAGCUGGAAGAUCUCCUUGACCAGGAGAAGAAACUUCGAGUGGAGUUCGAGAAAGCCAAACGUAAGUUGGAGUCGGACCUCAGGUCUACCGUGGACUCUCUGAACGAGAUGGAGCGGCACAAGCUGGAGAUGGAGGAAGUCAUCAAGAAGAGAGAUUACGAGAUCAAUGCCAUGAACGCCCGGCUUGAGGAUGAGCAGAAUAUGUCCAUGAACUUGCAACGCAAGCUCAAGGAGCUGCAGACCCGGGUGGAGGAGCUGGAGGAGGAGUUGGAGGCUGAGCGGGCCAUCAGAGCGAAGGUUGAGAAGCAGAGGAAUGACCUCGCCAGGGAGCUGGAGGAGCUCACGGAACGCCUCGACGAAGCGGGGGGGGCCACAGCAGCCCAGAUCGAGCAGAACAAGAAGCGAGAGUCGGAGGUUCUCAAGCUGCGCCGGGAGAUGGAGGAGUCCUCCCUGCAGAUGGAGGCCACCAUGGCUGCCCUGCGCAAGAGGCAGGCCGAGUCCACGGUGGAAAUGACGGAGCAGCUGGACAGCCUGCAGCGCGUGAAGCUCAAGCUGGAGAAGGACAAGCAGGUCAUGAAGGUGGAGAUCGAUGACCUCGCCUCCAGCCUCGAGGCAUCUCAGAAGUACAAGGUGUCGGCCGAGAUGCACAUCCGCAAGCUGGAAGAUCACCUGAGCGAAUCCAGCUCGCACUGCGAGGACCUGCAGAAAACCCUCAACGAGGUCAACAACUUCAAAGUGAAGCUCGCAGCCGAAAACAGCGACAACCUGCGGCGGCUGGAGGAGGGGGAGAACAAGAUCGCUCAGCUGAGCCGCACCAAGCUCUCGCUGUCCUCGCAGCUGGAGGAGACCAAAAGGUCGCUGGAUGAAGAAACUAAGGCGAAGGGCAUGGUGUCUCUGGGCAUGUCCAACGCCAAGCACGACUGCGACCUCCUCCGCGAGCAGCUGGAGGAGGAACAGGAGAGCAAAGCCGAGCUCCACCGCGUCAUCUCGCGCCUCAACGGGGAGCUCACUCAGUGGCGCAGCAAGUACGAGUCGGAUGCGCUCGGCCGUCUGGAGGAGCUCGAGGAAACCAAGAAGAAGCUUGCCGCUCGGCUGCAGGAGUCCGAGGAGGCUGUGGAAGCCGCCCAAGCGAGGUGUGCAAGCCUGGACAAGGCCAAGCAGAAACUCCAGGGAGAGCUCGAAGACCUUACCCUCGACCUUGAGAAGGCCAAUAGCUCUGCAGCUUCCUUGGACAAGAAACAGCGUUCGUUUGACAAGCAGCUGUCGGACUGGCGUCAGAAGUACGAGGAGGUCCAGUCGGAGCUGGACUCGUCGCAGAAGGAGUGCAGGAACUACAGCAACGAGAUAUUCAAGCUGAGGACCUGCUACGAGGAGGCGGUCGAACAGCUGGAGGCCUUCAAGAGAGAGAACAAGACCCUUCAAGAGGAGGUCACCGAUCUGACAGAGCAGCUGGGAGAGGGAGGAAAAAGCGCUCACGAGCUGCAGAAGGUGAAGAAGAAGUUGGAACUGGAGAAGGAAGAAUUGCAGCUCUCCCUGGAAGAGGCAGAAGCAGCCCUGGAGUCGGAGGAGGGCAAGGUGGUGCGCAUCCAGCUGGAGCUGGCCCAGGUCAAGGCCGACAUCGACCGCCGCGUGCAGGAGAAGGAGGAUGAGUUCGAGGCCAUCAGAAAGAACCACCAGCGCAGCAUGGAGUCCAUGCAAAUGAGCUUGGAGGCCGAGGCCAAGGGGCGCGCCGAGGCCCUGAGGCACAAGAAGAAGAUGGAGAACGACCUCAACGAGGCGGAGCUGCAGCUGGACCACGCGAGCCGCACCAACGCGGAGGCCGGCAAGCUCGUCAAGAAGCUGCAGCAGCAGGUCAAGGACGCGCAGCUGCAGAUGGACGAGGAUGGUCGCGAGCGGGACGAGCUGCGUGAGCAGCAGAGCGUGGCCGAGCGGCGCCUCGCGCUGGUGCUCGCCGAGCUGGAGGAGCUGCGCGGGAACCUCGAGGUGUCAGAGCGCGCGCGCAAGAUCGUCGAGCAGGACCUGGCUGAGCUGCGCGAGAGGCACUCGGAGGCCGACACGCAGAACCAGCACUUGAAUGGUCAACGUAAGAAACUGGAGAGCGACUUGCAGCACCUCACGAUGACCUAUGAGGAGAUGAUUUCUGAGUACCGGUCCACAGAUGAGAAGGCUAAAAAGGCCAUCAUUGAUGCUGCCCGCAUGGCGGAAGAGCUGAGGCAACAGCAGGACCAUGGCACACACCUGGAGAAGAUCAAGAAAAACCUGGAGCAGACGGUGAAGGACCUCUCCGCCAAGCUGGACGAGGCCGACCAGAUCGCAAUGAAAGGCGGCAAGAAGAUCAUCCAGAAACUGGAGAUCAAGGUGCGCGAGCUGGAGGGCGAGCUCGACGCCGAACAGAAACGGCACGCCGAGACCAUCAAGAGCCUGCGCAAGAACGAGCGGCGCAUGAAGGAGCUCAUCUUCCAAACGGACGAGGAUCAGAAGAACCAGGCGCGCAUGCAGGAGCUGGUGGAGAAGCUGCAGAGCAAGAUCAAGACCUACAAGCGGCAGCUUGAGCUCGUGGAGGAAGAGGCCAACACGAACCUGUCCAAAUACCGCAAGACCAUCCACGAGCUCGACGAGGCGGAGGAGAGAGCCGACAUUGCCGAGUCGGCGCUGGUCAAGAUCCGCACCAAAAACCGCGGCUCGGCCGCCAAGGGCUUCUCCAGCUCGGGUUACAACUCGCCCCACCUCUCCAAUUCCAGGGCUCCCAGCUCCCUGGCGACAAUGGAUGAUGACUACAUGUGACCACAGUACAGCACCAGCAGUUGUGUUUUCUCUACCAUGCAGUAGAAGGCGGACAAAGGCAAGCUGUGCUUAUGUAUGUAUGUUGAACUUCUUUCGCGCCGUACGUAGCCAACCGUGCUAAUCUGAAGUGCGGGGAAAGACAACAAACUCGACACAAAAAGCAGAAUAGAAAGAGCAUCACAGCGCUUCAUUUCAGCAUGAACAGCCCUGAACAACGCUCCCGGAAUUAUUUUGGCACGCGCCACAUCCAUCGCGCUGAGUUUGUGCUCCAUAAUUUGCUCGUAGGAUCAUAGCAAACAUCGGCCACAAUUAUAAAGGAUGGUCAUGGAUAGGCGGCGCCGUUCACUGCCAUGCCUGCUCUGAGACCAGUCGAACAGCGUUCCGUGAAAUAAUUAAUAAGUGAGAUAUUCUUUGGUUAUUUCGGUAAAUUCACGUAGGUAGAAAAUGUAUAGAUCACGACGUUUCGAUCGCAACACACGCAACCGUCAUCAGGUGAGACACGUCGUGAUCUAUUAAUUUUCUACCUACGUGACUUUACUGAAAGAACCAAAGAGUAUGGAUUCCUGCAGUCACGAAAGCUUCAAAUCAAGAUUGAGUGGGAUGUGACGACAAUGCUUGUUUAUGUCCGAAGCAGUGUCUUUUUAUCAGAAGUUUCCCCGUUUCUCUCCCUCCCCCGCCAUCAUCACUGCCUUGUAAGCACGUGCUGGUUAUAUCAGAACUGGUUUAUGUUACCGAAUUAGGUGGGCUUAUACUGUAUACAGAUUUUACUGCGUCACUGCAGAUAGACCCCCUUAAAACAGCUGUAGAGCAACGAUUCAUUUCAACUGAACUGUUCAUUGUACUCACUCUGGAACAAUUUACACUGCAAGCUUUGUUAUGUUUUUUUUUACGACCAAGAAACCGCCCUGUAAUAUGUUGUAAUCUAAGGUGGGCGAAACGCAUGACACACAGUACGCUCGCAAUAAAACAACCGCUGUGUGUUUAUUUUAAAAAGUGCUAGUUGUGUAACCAAACACACACACGUAUGUUUUCUAAUAAAUAACAUAUUUAUAGUGGCGGGGUUUCUCCACCCAAAAUGAAAACUGACCAUUGCUGCAAUAUAACUGCUCCACUGCCACCUUGGGGUGUAUAACCAAGUGUAAUUGGUCAAUUCACAACGGUCACCUGAUGUAACCGAGUCUGUUAAAGAGUCGUCUUGUAACCCAUAAGUGUGUAAAUACAAAAUAGCUUCUAUGCAAUGUUACCAAUAUUAAUCAGAGGUGACAAAAUAAACAAGAGAACAUA
Lethenteron reissneri (Far Eastern brook lamprey) is the source of this 7178-nucleotide messenger RNA. RefSeq names its product myosin-16-like. The record is from RefSeq and is a predicted model, not a curated record. NCBI's taxonomy places the organism in Eukaryota, Metazoa, Chordata, Hyperoartia, Petromyzontiformes, Petromyzontidae. Gene Ontology annotation, molecular function: ATP binding; actin filament binding; microfilament motor activity. Gene Ontology annotation, cellular component: myosin filament; cytoplasm; myosin II complex.